Molecule: messenger RNA, 387 nt
Organism: Lathyrus oleraceus (garden pea)
Lineage: Eukaryota; Viridiplantae; Streptophyta; Magnoliopsida; Fabales; Fabaceae
Exons: 1
Coding region: 1-387 (128 amino acids)
Source: RefSeq, a predicted model, not a curated record
AUGGAUGAUGUGGUUGAGACACCGUUAAUUUGUGAAAAUUGUUCGCUCUUGGGGAAUGGUAGAAUUUUCCAGAUUGAUCUUAUUUCUUUACCACUUAAGAAGGUUGAUGUGGUUUCGGGGAUGGAUUGGCUUUCCGCCAACUCGGUGUUUAUUGGUUGUGAAGAGAAGUUGAUUAUCAUUCCAUCUAGUGAAGCUACUCCAAAGGAUGUGCUAACUACUAUCUUGGAAGGUACAGUUGGCAUGGUUAAUUUCUUAUUUGAGAAUGAAAAGUCAGUUCUCUUGGUUCUUACCAAGGAGCCUAGCCAUAAUCUGAGUGUUACACAAAUCCCUGCUGUUUGUGAAUUCCUGGAAGUUUUUCCUGAGGAUGUUACCUCUCUUCCUCCUUAA